GUGGCGGAACAGAAAUGUGCGCUUGACAUGUGUUUUAUAGGUUAGAUUUCUCGUACUCGUGAUCGUGUUUAUUUUUCAUUGACUUUGAACGUGUGUAAAUAGUGGUUCAUUUUUAGAGUGAAAAUUGAAAAGACAAACCUAAAAAAAAUGACCGUGCAAAAUAUGGAAAUAAGUUUAAAUGUUUCUGUAGGAUCUGGUCCUGGCAAGAACACAGAAACAGACGAUGAUUCUAUUCUUAAUUUAAUGAGAAGUCAAAAAACUGGAACACAGAAAAUAAAUGUUACUAAUAGUAGUAAAAUAAAACAUGAUUCGAAUAAAAAAAUCAAUACUGCUAAAAAAAGAGUUAAACAAAAACUUUUGGGAACAAUUGUAGCGCAAAAAUUGAAAGAAACUAAUAAAGUUAAUCAAAAUCAAGCUUCCGUAGUGCAUAGUAAAUUAAAGUCUAAUGUAAAAUCUAAAGAUACUGACAAUAAGACAUUAAAACAAAAAGCAGUUAAAUCAGUGAAAAAAAAUGAGGAAGGUACAGAAACAAAUAAGUCAUUGUCAGCUGAGGGUUCUGAAGUUUCCAAUGAUCCUGUAAUUUCAUUUACUAAAGUUACAAAAGAAAACUUUGGUAAAACAUUAUUAGCAAGGAAACGUAAGAGUCCAGACAAAAGUUCAAAUAAAACACUUGCUAGUAUAUUCUCAAAACAAAAGGAACCCGAGAAAGAUGUUAGUUUAUUAAGUUCAUUUGGGAAAGCGGAUUCAGUCGAAGAGGUCCCUCCAAAAAAGAACUUUAAAUUUGAUGAGCCUAAAACUGUUUCCUUUACAAAUCACAGUAAAAAAGAGAAACAAAAACAUGCAGAAAAACCAACUCGCAAGAGUAAUAUUAGCGUAGAAAAUGAGAAAGGUACACAAGUUUUGCAUAAGUCUUCUGGAAAAAUAUCUUCCUUGUUUGGUCAUAAUCCAGAAAUACCUCAUAUUGGCCAGCGUUUAGUAAAGCCAAUAAACGAGCCAGUUUUUGCUGCAACUAACUUCACUGAUCUCAAUAUACAUCCCUUCAUGAUAUCUAAUUUGGAACAAAAUAUGCAAAUCACUAAGAUGACAAUAGUUCAGCAAAAAGCAAUUCCCCAGAUACUCUCUGGAAAAGAUGUGUUAAUCAGGUCUCAGACUGGUUCUGGAAAAACAUUAGCGUAUGCUUUACCUAUAGUUGAGUUUCUCCAUAGAAUUAGACCAAAAUUAAACAGAAAUAGUGGUUUGAAAGCGCUUGUUGUUGUACCCACUAGAGAGUUGGCUUUACAAACUUACGAGUGUUUCUUGAAGUUAGUCAAAUCAUUUACAUGGGUGGUACCAGGUUACUUAGCAGGGGGUGAAAAGAGAAAAGCAGAGAAAGCUAGGUUGAGAAAAGGGUGCAAUAUUUUAAUUAGUACACCUGGUAGAUUAUUAGAUCAUGUACAACGAACAGCUGCUUUAAAGCUAACUGACAUUAAAUAUUUUGUUUUGGAUGAAGCAGAUAGGAUGUUUGAUUUAGGAUACGAGAAAGAUAUAUCAAGUAUAGUAAGCGCUUUAAAAGUAUCGAUUCCGAAUGAAAAUACGGAAUACGAUGCAAUGAAAAUAUUUCAGCGAAACGUUAAAAAAGUCUUUACUGACGAUGAUGUUGAGCAGAUGGCAAGUAACCCUGAUACUAAAACAGAAGCGCAUAAUGACGUUUCAAUCGAGUCAGACAAAAACACGGAAUCAGAAUCUGAGGAUGUUAAUAACGAGGAAAAACAAGUGUAUCAUUCUAGUAGUGAUAAUGAUUCCGACGCAGGAGAACCUUACAUUAAAUCGAUAAAAACAGAUAAGAAAAAAGUUUGCUCAGGUACUGUGAGCAAGAAGAAAUCUAGCGACUUGAAAAAUAGUACGAUAAAAGAUGAACAUAACACUAUCGUCGAAAAUCAAACUGGAAGACAGACAAUUUUGCUUUCUGCGACUUUAACGCAAUCUGUAGAAAAAUUAGCCGGUCUCGCGAUGAAUCAUCCUGUUUUUGUGGAUGCUGCAACAGAAAAUUUAAAAGUAAGUGGCGGUGUUGUGGCCGAUCUCAACGAGGAUUUAAUUGUCCCUCAAAGCAUGGUUCAAAGUUACAUCGUAACACCGCCAAAAUUAAGAAUGGUCACUUUGAGCGCUUAUAUCGCUGGAAAGUGUCAGAGUCAUGGACAACACAAGAUAUUGGUAUUUAUGGCGACUCAAGAUAUGGUCGAUUAUCACACAGAAAUCCUUUCUUCCGUGUUGACUAAACCUGUCGACGAGGAUGACGAUGAUUCAGAUCCUCUGGUCGACGUGGAGUUCUUCAAGUUACACGGCAACAUGACUCAAAAGGAACGAACCGAUGUCUUUAAAACCUUCAGACAAGCAAACAGUGGAGUUCUACUAUGUACGGAUGUAGCGGCUCGUGGACUAGAUCUGCCAAAAGUGGACUGCGUGGUACAGUACACAGGACCAACUUCCGCCAGAGAUUACGUGCACCGAAUAGGUAGAACAGCGCGAGCUGGUUCCUCCGGUUCAGCCACGAUCUUUCUAAUACCAUCAGAAAUCGAUUUUGUCCGAAUGCUCGAGUCCAGACGUAUCAGAAUUAAGCAAGAGAACAUGGAUGACGUUUUAGACAAAUUGAUGAGCCCUCUGUCGAAACAUUCUUCCACCCAGGGUGCGGCAAUCGCGCUGCAGAAUGAAUUUGAGAAUAUGGUGCUGGAAGAUCCGAAACUCCGAGACAAGGCGUAUCGAGCGUACACCUCAUGGAUACGGUUCUACUCUGGAUACCCUCGUGACAUGCGCGAGAUCUUCAACAGGAAAAACGUCCACCUAGGUCAUUUUGCCAAGAGCUUCGCGUUGAGACAAACUCCGCAACGAAUCGGAGGGAUAGAGAAGAAGCUUCGGGAGAAGGAGGUCUCUAAGCCACAGCAUAACAAUAGGCUUCACAAGCCAACGACUGAAAAGCCCGACGGGGAGCCGGCAAAGAAACAACAGCACCAACGUCAAGGUGACGAGCGGAAGCCGGGGUUGCUGAAGAGAGUCAGAAUGCUUAACACCUCCGAAUACGACAGCGGUCUCGAACCUGUGAAGAAGCCAAAGAAAUCCUGAGCUUUGCAUUAUCACCUCCACUGUUAGUUAACACAAUGCGAUUUUCCCCGUGUUCUCGAUUCGUGUACAAAUAUCCUCCCCUUUAUGUACCUUAAACGUAAUUUUGUACAUAGUUGUUCGUGCGAAUUUAAAUAAUUAACGAUUGGUUAUUAUUUAAAAAAAUAAACAUUUGAAAUUA
Megachile rotundata (alfalfa leafcutting bee) is the source of this 3274-nucleotide messenger RNA. RefSeq names its product ATP-dependent DNA helicase DDX31. The record is from RefSeq and is a predicted model, not a curated record. Gene Ontology annotation, molecular function: ATP binding; nucleic acid binding; RNA helicase activity. Lineage: Eukaryota; Metazoa; Arthropoda; Insecta; Hymenoptera; Megachilidae.